This is a messenger RNA of Orcinus orca (killer whale), 6465 nucleotides long. It is a transcript of the gene POLR3B, whose product is annotated as RNA polymerase III subunit B. Bases 182 to 3511 code for a protein of 1109 amino acids. Lineage: Eukaryota; Metazoa; Chordata; Mammalia; Artiodactyla; Delphinidae. Gene Ontology annotation, molecular function: ribonucleoside binding; DNA-directed RNA polymerase activity; DNA binding. Gene Ontology annotation, biological process: DNA-templated transcription. The record is from RefSeq and is a predicted model, not a curated record. Gene Ontology annotation, cellular component: RNA polymerase III complex. The transcript has 29 exons.
GGGUUCAACCGCAGGUUCUGACCGAGAGCAGGCGGAACCUUUCUUCCGCGGCUCCAAUUAAGUUGCGCGGCGGGGACUAUUUAGGCCACCGCGCACCGCUCUCCACGGGUACAGCAGUUUGGCUGGCGCAGCGAAGGCGCGCGUGAGGGUUCUGUUUGCUCCUUCCUUUGUCGUGAACAGCAUGGACGUGCUUGCGGAGGAGUUUGGGAACUUGACCCCGGAGCAGCUGGCCGCGCCGAUCCCGACUGUAGAGGAAAAAUGGCGGCUGCUUCCAGCAUUUUUAAAGGUGAAAGGCCUUGUGAAACAGCAUAUAGAUUCAUUUAACUAUUUCAUUAAUGUAGAGAUAAAGAAAAUAAUGAAAGCCAAUGAAAAGGUUACGAGUGAUGCUGACCCCAUGUGGUACUUAAAAUAUCUUAAUAUCUAUGUCGGGCUUCCUGAUGUUGAAGAAAGCUUCAAUGUAACUAGACCAGUGUCCCCUCAUGAGUGCCGGUUGCGGGACAUGACGUACUCCGCCCCCAUCACAGUGGAUAUUGAAUACACCCGAGGCAGCCAGAGGAUCAUCCGCAACGCCUUACCCAUUGGCAGAAUGCCCAUAAUGCUACGUAGUUCAAACUGUGUUCUUACAGGAAAAACACCCGCAGAAUUUGCCAAACUGAAUGAAUGUCCUUUAGAUCCAGGGGGCUACUUCAUUGUUAAAGGAGUAGAAAAAGUUAUUCUUAUCCAAGAGCAGCUGUCUAAGAACAGGAUCAUCGUGGAGGCUGACAGAAAAGGGGCUGUGGGUGCUUCAGUUACCAGCUCUACCCAUGAGAAAAAAAGCAGAACUAAUAUGGCUGUGAAACAAGGACGAUUUUACUUGAGGCAUAAUACUUUGUCAGAAGAUAUACCCAUUGUCAUCAUAUUUAAGGCCAUGGGUGUUGAGAGUGACCAGGAAAUUGUGCAGAUGAUUGGAACAGAGGAGCACGUGAUGGCUGCAUUUGGGCCCAGUUUGGAAGAGUGCCAGAAAGCUCAGAUUUUCACACAGAUGCAGGCUUUAAAAUAUAUAGGGAACAAAGUAAGAAGGCAAAGGAUGUGGGGAGGUGGACCAAAGAAAACCAAAAUAGAAGAAGCAAGAGAGCUGCUGGCUUCUACCAUUCUGACCCAUGUACCAGUUAAAGAAUUCAAUUUCCGAGCCAAAUGUAUCUAUACCGCAGUGAUGGUGCGAAGAGUAAUUCUGGCCCAAGGAGAUAAUAAAGUUGACGACAGAGAUUAUUAUGGUAACAAGCGAUUGGAGUUGGCAGGACAGCUUUUAUCUCUUCUUUUUGAAGAUUUGUUCAAAAAAUUUAAUUCUGAAAUGAAGAAGAUUGCAGACCAGGUGAUUCCUAAGCAAAGAGCAGCCCAGUUUGAUGUUGUGAAACACAUGCGUCAAGACCAGAUUACCAAUGGCAUGGUGAAUGCCAUUUCAACCGGAAAUUGGUCUCUGAAGAGAUUUAAAAUGGAUCGCCAGGGUGUGACUCAGGUGCUGUCUCGCUUGUCAUAUAUAUCCGCACUGGGCAUGAUGACAAGAAUCUCUUCCCAGUUUGAAAAAACAAGAAAAGUGAGUGGUCCUCGAUCGCUCCAGCCGUCUCAGUGGGGAAUGCUCUGCCCUUCGGACACUCCUGAAGGAGAGGCAUGUGGUUUGGUUAAAAACUUGGCCCUUAUGACGCACAUCACAACUGACAUGGAAGAUGGACCCAUUGUUAAAUUAGCCAGUAACUUGGGAGUAGAAGAUGUGAAUUUAUUAUGUGGGGAAGAGCUGUCUUACCCAAAUGUGUUUCUUGUCUUUCUUAAUGGUAACAUCCUGGGCGUCAUUCGAGACCACAAGAAGCUGGUGAAUACAUUUCGACUGAUGCGAAGAGCAGGAUAUAUCAAUGAAUUUGUUUCCAUCUCAACGAAUCUGACAGAUCGGUGUGUCUAUAUUUCCUCUGAUGGAGGAAGGCUGUGCAGACCCUAUAUAAUUGUUAAGAAACAGAAGGCUGCAGUCACAAAUAAGCAUAUGGAAGAGCUGGCUCAGGGGUACAGGAAUUUUGAAGAUUUCUUGCAUGAGAGUCUGGUUGAAUAUUUAGAUGUGAAUGAAGAAAAUGACUGUAACAUUGCACUCUAUGAACAUACGAUUAAUAAAGAUACCACCCACUUGGAGAUUGAACCCUUCACUCUUCUCGGCGUUUGUGCUGGCCUGAUCCCGUACCCUCAUCACAACCAGUCCCCAAGAAACACAUAUCAGUGUGCCAUGGGGAAACAAGCCAUGGGUACCAUUGGAUACAACCAGCGGAACAGAAUUGAUACUCUCAUGUAUCUCCUGGCAUAUCCACAAAAACCCAUGGUUAAAACAAAGACUAUUGAGUUGAUAGAAUUUGAGAAACUGCCAGCUGGACAGAAUGCGACAGUUGCUGUGAUGAGUUAUAGUGGCUAUGAUAUAGAAGAUGCUCUUGUUUUAAACAAGGCUUCCUUGGACAGAGGCUUUGGGCGUUGCCUUGUAUAUAAAAAUGCUAAAUGUACUUUGAAACGAUAUACCAAUCAGACUUUUGAUAAAGUGAUGGGGCCGAUGUUGGAUGCUGCUACAAGGAAACCCAUCUGGCGACAUGAAAUUUUAGAUGCAGAUGGUAUUUGUUCUCCAGGUGAGAAAGUAGAAAACAAGCAAGUGCUUGUAAAUAAGUCCAUGCCCACAGUGACUCAGAUUCCCUUGGAAGGAAGUAAUGUGCCCCAGCAGCCGCAGUACAAAGAUGUGCCCAUCACCUACAAAGGGGCAACGGAUUCAUAUAUUGAAAAAGUGAUGAUAUCUUCGAAUGCCGAAGAUGCUUUUCUGAUCAAAAUGCUGCUGAGACAGACAAGGCGUCCAGAAAUUGGAGACAAAUUCAGCAGUCGUCAUGGGCAAAAAGGACGUAGGUGCUGUUAUGAUCUGCAUUCUAUAGAUGAGGAAGCAGAGGCACAGAAAGGUGUUUGUGGCUUGAUCGUCCCUCAGGAAGACAUGCCAUUUUGUGAUUCUGGCAUCUGUCCGGACAUCAUAAUGAACCCCCAUGGCUUCCCAUCUCGAAUGACGGUGGGAAAGUUAAUAGAGCUGUUGGCGGGCAAGGCCGGCGUGUUAGACGGCAGAUUCCACUACGGCACUGCGUUUGGAGGCAGUAAAGUAAAGGAUGUGUGUGAGGACCUCGUUCGCCACGGUUAUAACUACUUGGGGAAAGACUAUGUUACCUCUGGCAUCACAGGUGAACCCUUGGAAGCAUACAUCUAUUUUGGCCCCGUGUACUAUCAGAAACUGAAACACAUGGUGCUCGAUAAGAUGCAUGCCCGGGCACGGGGACCACGAGCUGUCCUUACCAGGCAACCUACUGAAGGUCGAUCUCGUGAUGGUGGUUUGCGUCUUGGAGAAAUGGAACGUGACUGUUUAAUCGGUUAUGGAGCAAGUAUGCUUUUACUAGAGAGACUGAUGAUUUCAAGUGAUGCCUUUGAGGUUGAUGUCUGUGGGCAGUGUGGACUUCUUGGGUACUCCGGCUGAGAUCAUCUGAUGGCAGUGCCUGAUUUUGAAGCUCAUGUGUUCAAUGUAUAUUGUAUUUGAAAUCCUUUGAAAGAGGACUAAAUCAGGUUACACUGUUUAAGGGUCUUUACUGUAAUUAAACAGACCUGGAUAUACCAUAUGUCUGAUUUUGAGUGGCCUACUUAUACCCUUGUUGCCAACAGAAAAAAAUCCUCAUCCAGUCUGGUAGUCUAGCAGCCUGCUCGUGCUGCUUUCUGGCAGAGGAGCAUAAUGAUGCUGUCAUUUUCCCGUCGUUACCUGAUCGUGUGUGAUGGGUUGUGUGGGAGGGAGCACAGGCGUUUGUUGGAGGAAGUCGGUCUUUAAUGAACAGCACAAUGGAGGCUGAGUAAUUAGAGCAGUUCAGAACCUUGAAACUGGCCUUUUGUCAGUGAUUUGCACAUUAGUAAGGCAUUGCUAUGGGGAUGUUUACAGCAAGACUGUUGUUCUGCAGAAGACACGGAGGGCAUAAGUCACAAAAGAGAGGAAAACUGCUGAGAGAAGAAAAUCCCUAUUAAGAUAAUUAGCUUGUAGAGGAUAUUUUACUGGACAGUCAUUCCUCAUGUGAAGCCACAGCCGCCUCCUUUUGCUGCUUUUCCCUAAAAAAUCAGUUUAUUUUAUUGUUGUUUGGGUCAAGUUUCUUUCUUUGGAACUCUUUCAGAAAUAGGGUAAAAAUUUUAAUAUUUUUCUUUAUGUGUAUAUAUAUACGCAUAUGUAUGUAUGUAUAUACAUGCAUUGGAACAUUUUAAAUGAUGGAGAAAUAGUUAAUAAUAGAGAAGAUUAGUGGGCUUUCUGGAUUAUGAAUCAGCACAUAUGGAAGUUUUAAAUGGAUUAGCUUGACCUGAAGUCACCAGGUAAUGUACUGGACAGGAGAAUCAGCAAGAAGUUGCCCCAGUUAAAUCCAUUUCUCCAGUUUAAUUAAAGCAUGAACAUGAUUCCUGCGUAAAUUAGAUCAACCCAGGCACAUUAAAAACAUAAUUCUUAAACUAUAAUGCAUUAAGGAGGUCUUUAGGUAAUCUUUUAGGAAAAAGUCAUCCACCAUGUUCCUAUUAUUACUGUUGAUGGAAUCAAAUCUCCACAGUGCUUGUUAAGGCCUCUGCAAGUCCCCUGUGGGGACACGAGCACAGGUCCAUCAUGGCUCAUCCCUUUUCCAUACUCUUCUCCUCAAGAAGUUCAUAUCUGUAUACUCACUCACCACCACAUUCCAAUUCUCAGCCUUAAUGCUUUUCUUUUCUAAAAUAAUAAAGCUUUAUUUUACUGGUGGUGAAAAUGAUCCCUGCUCUUUGUAAAAUAUUCAAAGUUAUAAAAAAUGUUAAUGAUAUAUAUAUAAAGAAGAAAUACAAACAGUCACACUAAUUUGUACCAUCCACAGAUGACCACUAUUAACAUUUUAGUGACUCUUUUGGGGACAUCUCUGUUUGCCAGUAGUCCUGUACCCUUUUUUAUUUUCAGUCAUGAGCCCUUUUGAGAUUCUGAUAAUAGUAUAAAAGUAAAAAUACGUACACCAAAAAAUCUUGUUACAUAUGAUUUUGGGGCUUCAUACAUUUACUGAAACCCAUCUGAGGACCCCCCCUCCUUGUGAUCACACUGUUUAGCAAACUGCUUUUUCUACUCCACAGUGUGUCCUGGACACCUUUACAUUUCACUAAUGUGGGUCUACAGCAUCACGUUUAAUGGCUGCACAGGAUUCUUCUGCAUAAAUGUCCUGUAAUCACAGAACAAACUGCUUAUUGGACACAUGAGCCAUCUCCUGCUUUAUGCCGGAGUAGUAUGCAUAUGCUACUGUGAGUUAUAAGUAGUGUGACCGUGAACAUUCUUGUGUACAUAUUUUGCCACUUUUGUGAUUACUCAGUGAAAUAACAUGUGUGGCUACGUUUUUAACACACAUCCCUCCAGAAGGGUCUUUACCGUUCACUAAGGAGUCUCGCUCUAGUCCCCAGUCAGCACUGAGUCUUCUAAGCCCUGGUUGCUGUUCCUCUUGCACUCAUUUUGCCCCCUGUUAACUGGGAGGACCUAGUUUUCUACAUAUUAAGUCUCAGGAUUUUUACUGGAAACCUAUUGUCCCAGAUGCCCCAGAUCCUUGAGGUAUAGAGUAAGGUCCUAUUUUGGUCUGAAACCUGAGAAAAUAAUUCACUUUCUCCCCAGGGACCCUUCUUUAGUUGUAGCUAUUGACUAAGAUCUAGGUUCAGUUCACUGGCUCUUCCUGAAGGAAAAGAAAAUCCUAAUUGGAAGAGCAGGCACAGUGGUCAGGAGCAGGUGCUGUUGUGAGGAUUAAAUGAGAAUAUAUGCACACGCACACGCACGCGCACACAGGUUCCUUGGUUUCGCACAGGGGCCAGUGCGUUGUUCAGUGCAGUGGCUUCCAGGACUAAGAGAAAUAACCACGCUUAAAGAGUGCUGGAAAAAUAGGUAGCAUUUGAUUGGAUACCACCUUUCUAUAUGAAAGUCUUCUCUUUCCCAUCACACUUCAGGCAUUUCAGUGACAGAAAUCAAAUUGAGCAUCUUGUCUAGAAUAGUAUAGAGUAGUAGGUGCUUUUCAAAUACAUGGACAUGGAUUCAGUCGGUUUGGAACUCUUUCAACAAUAAAAAAUGUCUAAAUCUGAGUAACUUUCAGACGGUUCAGAUUUUUGGGCCUCAUUCAAAAUAAAUACAUAGGCAGAUAUUUUGCAUUUUAAGGAGAAAGGUCUAGAAGUGUGGAAGUACUGAUUAAAAUUCCAUGCUUUUAAAACUGGGGGAGUGAUAUUGUUUUGUUCUUUCUUUUGCUGCCUUGGAUGCUUCUUUUUAUUUUGGGGGCACAUACAUACAUAUUUGAUAGUGUGACUGAACACUGAGGAAUAGAAAACGAAUGAACUUGAUAGGAUGGUCAUGGAAUUUUCAGAGCAAAUCCUCACUUCCUGUGUGCAGGCCUCUACCUCUGAGUUGCUGUCCAUCUAACACAG